AUGCAGCCGACAUCAUCAAAAUCAUCGUUUAUCUCACCUUCAUCGAGUGAUAACAAUACACACACAACUACACCACCAUUAUCUUUCGGAUCAUUAAAUUCUUCGGUAAGUUCUUCUGUUACUACCCCAACAUUUCCACCUAACGAUGAUAUAUGGACAACACAAACAGGCAUGUGUUCUCCGUACAUGCAAUUAGCCUAUAAUCAAUCGAAUGGACAAACACAGCGAUACUCAUUGCCACCAAACGAUAAAAAUACCAUCAAUUCAGUUUCUGCUGCUGCUGUUCAGUUUCCACGACGUUUUUCUGCUUCGAAACCACCAUUCAGUUAUAUAUCACUUAUUACAUUAGCGAUUAAUGAGUGUCCAAAUCGAAUGUGUACAUUAGCCGAGAUAUACCAGUUUAUUCAAGACCGUUUUCCCUAUUAUCGUCAAAAUCAGCAACGAUGGCAAAAUUCCAUUCGACAUAGUUUAAGUUUUAAUGAUUGUUUUGUUAAAGUGCCGAGGAGUGCUGAUCGACCUGGUAAGGGUUCAUAUUGGACGUUGCAUCCAGAAUCGGGUAAUAUGUUUGAGAAUGGAUGUUAUCUAAGACGACAAAAACGUUUUAAAUGUUUGAAAAAAGAUGGCAGUCUAUCGAAAGAUUAUGGACAAAAACUAAAUAAAAAAUCGAACAACGGCACAAAAUGUCGAUCGCCAACUGAUUCUGGCGGUGAAUCGGAUUAUGAUUCACAAGGAGAAACAUGUUCAGCAUCAACUACUGCUAGUCCUUCUGAAACGCGUCAGACAAAUCAUCAUUAUGCCGACUAUCAAAAUGGUCAUCAUUAUCAUCAUAUAGAACGAGCCAUGUAUGACGCACAAUUAAUAGAUCAUCAGCAGCAGCAACAAGAUGCCGAUAAACAGUCAAAAACAAAUUCUCACGAUAUCAUGGUUAAAUCAGAAGUCUACAAUCAAUUUUCAAAUAGUCAACCAACAGCAGCUACGACAACUACUCUUGUUCCAUCGAUACACACAUUAUCGAUAAACGGUCGUUAUACCGGGAACGAAUGUACCGAUAAUUCAUAUACGACAACAGCAACAUCUAAAAUAGCUGAACAGUACGAUUUUUCUCAAUUCAAUGCAUUAGACUCUCAACAUUUUGCCAUGAAUGGCUCAGCAUUUCAACAUCCAUUUGCAAUUAAUAGCAUUAUUAAUAAUGAAGCAUUGAUGAAAUACAGUCACGAUUUAAAACCGUUUUAUUCUGAUUCGAUGUCAGCUGCAGCUGCAGCAGCUUUCUUUACACCAUCACCAGUGACAACUAGUGACAAUCUAAGAAAUAUGUCACACAAUCUACAAAAUGAUUAUUAUUUUUCUGGCCAAUAG
Messenger RNA from Didymodactylos carnosus, 1356 nucleotides. NCBI's taxonomy places the organism in Eukaryota, Metazoa, Rotifera, Eurotatoria, Philodinida, Philodinidae. The record is from the annotation of a GenBank genome assembly.